Messenger RNA from Funneliformis caledonium, 324 nucleotides. NCBI's taxonomy places the organism in Eukaryota, Fungi, Glomeromycota, Glomeromycetes, Glomerales, Glomeraceae. The record is from the annotation of a GenBank genome assembly.
AUGCCUAAACAUAUAGAAUGUAAUGUUAAAGAGGUCAACCCAAGAAUGAAAAAAAGGCAUAUUAAAUUAGAAGAACAGCUUAAAAACCAUGAAGAAUACAAUCAAUUGUCUAUUUCUUCAAGUGAAGAAGAACAGAUCUAUCAAUCGGCUGAUGAUGAAAGACUAGUAUUUGAAGAAGAAAAGCCAAUUGAUGACGAAGAAUUUUAUUUGAAUGAGAGUGACAGGGUUCCUUAUGAUUAUUUUUCUGCUCCAAAUUUAAAUGAUAUUGAUACUAAUCUGAAUUCUGAACAUAUCAAUACAUCUGCUAACUUUGACGAUCUGUAG